Molecule: messenger RNA, 14507 nt
Organism: Periophthalmus magnuspinnatus
Lineage: Eukaryota; Metazoa; Chordata; Actinopteri; Gobiiformes; Gobiidae
Product: protocadherin Fat 3
Biological process (GO): homophilic cell-cell adhesion
Cellular component (GO): plasma membrane
Molecular function (GO): calcium ion binding
Source: RefSeq, a predicted model, not a curated record
AUGAAGUCUGAUCAUUGGGGAAUUAUGCUUAUUCUGUCCAGAAUCUCCUCUCAUUUCCACUUUAUCUUCUUCUUACUCAAUCUAACUUUGCCCUAUGUAAAUCUUCAGUUUCUUCCUGAACCAAGGUCAGGACAGGCCCUGCUGCUUUUUACUCAACCAUCUUACAAUUCUUCUAUCUUUGAAAACUCUGCUGCCAGAACGUAUAUGUGGAGUGAUGUUAAGAUGGGUAUUGUGCUCAACCCCCCGCAGUCAUUGGAUAUCAAAUAUACCAUCCAGUCCGGGGACAGUGAAGGCAUCUUUCAGGCUGAGGAUUUUACACUAGGAGACUUUUGUUUUCUUCGAAUACGCACUAAUGGCGGAAGUGGUGCCAUUUUGAACCGAGAAGUUCAAGACAAUUAUACCCUGACUGUAAAAGCAUCUGCCCAAGGAGGUCUCGAGGCCUUAACCACUGUUUAUAUCAAGGUUUUGGACACUAAUGACCUACGCCCGCUCUUUUCCCCCACCUCCUACUCAUUUGUUGUGGCAGAGUCUGCACCCUUAGGCACUAGCAUUGGCCGAGUUACUGCCACUGAUGCGGAUGUUGGCUUGAAUGGAGAAUUUUACUAUUUCUUCAAAACAAGAGUGGAACUUUUUGCUGUUCAUCCAACUAGUGGGGUCAUCACUCUCACAAGGCGCCCCAGAAUAGACAAGCAGGAUCGCUAUGAAAUUGAGGUGCAAGUGAUGGACAGAGGGAUGAAGUUGUAUGGUAGUAGUGGGAUUAGCAGCACGGCUAAACUAACACUAAGUGUGCAGCGUGUGAAUGAGUUUGCACCUAUUCUAAGUGCUGUUACAGUUGAGCCUUCGUGGGAUGACAUGGAUCCCGUCUAUGCUGUAAUAACUGUGGACGAUAAAGAUGAAGGGGUUUCUGGGGAUAUAGAAUGGGUUUCUAUCACUGAUGGAGACCCCUUUGAACAGUUCAUAGUCGAACGCUCCUCAACUGCGAAUGAAUACAAAAUCAAAGCUUUAGACGUGAUUGAUUGGGACAAAUUUGCCUUUGGUCUCAAUUUGACAGUCCAAGCUAAAGACCGGGGUGUUCCUCCCAAGUUUUCUGAAAAUCAAAUUGUUCAGUUGCUGGUUACGAAGCCACAUCCAGUAACAGUAAAUUUUGAACGAGAUGUUUAUGUAGUCAAACUGAGUGAAAUCGCUCCCCCAAGCACUUUUGUGGAGGUGGUGAGACUCUCCCCAGCUCCUUCGAGUGUCAAUUACAGCUUCACCAGGCUUUCUGAUCCAAUGUUCUUUGAUAUAAACCCUUUGACUGGAGUUAUUAUGACCACAAGGCAACUGACAGGCAUAUCACAGGAUUUCAUGGAGAUGGAGGUAGCUGAUAUUGUCAGCCAGCAACGUGCACGAGUCAGAGUAAUCAUAGAGGAUGCAAAUGAUAACAGCCCAGUCUUCAGCAGGUCGGCAUAUGAUGCUACUGUGAAUGAGAGCACACCUGUGGGCACAGUGGUUAUUGCUGUAUCAGCCACAGAUUCUGAUAAAGGGGAGAAUGGAUACAUUACCCACACAAUCAGUAAUGAUCAGGACUUGCCAUUCAGCAUAGACCAGGGCACAGGGGAGGUGAGAGUCACUAAGGAAUUAGAUUUUGAAUCUGCAGAAGAUGUCUAUACUUUUGCAGUGCGGGGCUCAGACUGGGGAACUCCAUACCGAAAAGAAAGUGAGGUUAAUGUCACAAUCCGUUUGAUCAACAUAAACGACAACCCUCCUCUAUUUGAGAAAGUGUCUUGUAGAGGCAUGAUAAGUCGUGAUUUCCCUGUCAACCAAACUAUUGUCACUAUGUCUGCUGUUGACUUGGACGAGCUUGGAUUAGUGAGGUACCAAAUAGUGUCUGGCAAUGAGUUAGACUACUUUACUCUACACCCUGUUUCAGGAGCUCUGUCAUUGAAAAGACCAUUAGCCAUACUUAAUAAUAUAAAAAAUGGUGUAUUCAACCUGAAAAUAGUCGCAACAGAUGGUGAAUUGAUAUCAGAGCCUACAUUUGUCAACGUGUCUGUGGUGAGGGGUAGAAUGCCACCUGGGGGCUUUAAUUGUAGGGAGACCAGGGUGGCCCAGAUGCUUGCUGAGAAAAUGCUCUCCAAAGCCUCAGCUAUGGCAAAGCCGAGUUAUUCUGAAAGGUACACAGCCGACCUUUACUCCGCAAACACGCAAGCGCCGCAAUUCGAAGCCUUACCAACAAGUAUUUUAGUACGUGAGGAUCUACCUGUUGGUGCUGGUGUAUUCCAAGUGAGAGCCCGAGAUAGAGACACAGGCUUCAAUGGAUGUGUGCUCUUUUCAAUAUCUGAUGGGAAUAAAGAAAACUGUUUUAAAAUAGAUAUGGAAAGUGGACUCAUAAGUGUGUUACUACCACUUGACCGUGAAAGAACAGACCGCUACUUCCUCAACAUCACCAUUUACGACCGGGGCGAUCCACAAAUGUCAAGUUGGCGCUUACUGACAGUGAUCAUAGAAGAUGCAAAUGACAAUGACCCCAUGUUCUUACAAGACGGCUACUCCGCUAUUGUGUCGGAAAAUGCAGUUAUUGGAUUGGAAGUCAUCACUAUCAUGGCGUUUGACAGAGAUAUGGGUCAAAAUGGACAGCUGGCUUACAUUAUGCUGACCAGUGUGCCUCAAUUUGGAAUAGACAGCGAAACUGGGAGUGUGUUUGUGGCUAGUAACUUGGAUAGAGAGAGCUCCCCCAUUUUCAUGUUGAAAAUUGAAGUGCGGGACAAGGCAGAACGGGGCACCCGAAGGUCAUCUGUGACUACAUUAAGUAUUAUAGUGGAGGAUGUUAAUGAUUGCGCCCCAGCUUUUAUACCCACAAGUUAUAGUGCCAAAGUGCUGGAGGAUCUCCCCCCUGGAGCUGUCAUUAGCUGGGUCCAAGCCCAAGACCCAGAUGUAGGACCUGGUGGGCAAGUCUGGUACUCUCUGAUUAACGACUUUGGUGGCACUUUUGAGAUCGAUCCUGUAAGUGGAGCUUUGAGGAUAAGUAUGGAGCUGGAUUUUGAAAAACAGCAGUUUUACAACUUGAGUGUUUUGGCUGAAGACCGGGGAGAACCCAGUCUGAGUGCACAGACAUUUGUGGAGGUGGAGGUGGUGGACGUGAAUGAGAACCUGUAUGCACCCUAUUUCCCUGAGUUUGCUGUGAGGGGCUCAGUGAAGGAGAACAGUCGCGUGGGCACCAGUGUCCUGACAGUCAGUGCUCAGGACGAAGACCGCGGGCGCGAUGGGCAGCUGAGGUACUCUGUCAGAAGAGGCAGCGGGCUCGGCACUUUCACUAUUGAUGAAGACACAGGGGUGAUUUACACAGCUGCUAUCCUGGACUGUGAGAGCAAAGACUCCUAUUGGCUUACAGUGGACGCUACAGACAGGGGGGUCACACCUCUGUCUGCUGCUAUCGAAGUCUAUAUUCAGGUUGAAGAUGUUAAUGACAAUGCCCCACUGACGUCAGAUCCCAUCUACCAUCCCGUCGUCAUGGAGAACUCUCCCAAAGACGUGUCUGUGAUCUGGAUCCAGGCCCAGGACCCUGACCUCACAGCGAUGCCCAACCGCCUCACCUACCGCAUCAGCGCCGGCAACCCACAGAACUUCUUCACUAUGAACCCCAAAACAGGUCUGAUUACCACCACGGCGAGAAAACUGGAUCGGGAACAACAAGCAGAGCACUUUUUAGAGGUUACAAUCAUAGAUGGACCUGUGACGACUCGACAGUCCACGGUCUGGGUCAUAGUCCACAUUGAAGAUGAGAAUGACAACCCGCCCACCUUCCCAGAGCUCGUGUACCGUAUCCGGCUGCCUGAGCGCGAUAGAAACAAACGUGGAGAACCAGUCUACCGCGUCUUUGCUUAUGACCGAGAUCUGGGAGCCAACGGCAACAUCACCUACAGUAUAGUUGCUGGAAAUGAGGACGACAAGUUCACCAUAGACCCCCGCACUGCCAUGGUGUCAUCCAAGAAGAUGAUGGUAGCAGGCAGCUUUGACGUCCUCACGAUCAAAGCUGAAGAUAGUGGUGAUCCUGCUCUUUGGUCCACGGUCAAACUUUAUGUUGAAUGGAUUUCUAAACCAGCUCCCUCCACUAUGCCCCUGCUGUUCACUCAAAGGUACUACAACUUCUCUGUUUUGGAGACAGCAGGCGUCGCUCAACCAGUGGGUGUGGUCGCCGUGAGUCAAUCAAACACGCCAGUCUGGUUCAACAUUGUUGGAGGACGCCUUGCCAGAGAAAUGUUUUACAUCCCACAAAAUGCAUGUGGAAGGAACUGCUCACUCGAUACAGGGAGCUUUGACAUGCAGUUUGACCUCCAAGUGGGGGUGGGCACUCUGGUGGUGGCCAGGCCCCUGGAUGCUGAGAUGCAAUCGGUGUACAACAUGACGAUCCAGGUGACAGAUGGUAGCAGCCUCGCCACAGCACAGGUUUUCAUCCGGAUUUUGGACAGCAACGACAACUCUCCAGUAUUUUCUCAGUCUGCGUAUGAUGUGAGUGUGUCUGAGGAUGUUCCGGUGGACACAGAGCUUCUGCGUGUGCGGGCGACAGACGUGGACGAGCGUGCACGUUUAAGCUUCUCCAUCUACGGCUCAGUGGAUCCAGCCAGUAUGAGGCUGUUCAGAGUCAACCCCGGGACAGGGGUGGUCUACACUGCAGACAGGCUGGACUAUGAGGCACGGACACAGCACAUUCUCACUGUUAUGGUCAAGGAUCAGGAGUUUCCAUUUAACCGUGACCUGGCGCGGAUCCUGGUUGCUGUGGAGGACUCCAAUGAUAAUAUCCCAUACUUUACCAGCACUGUGUAUGACGCCACUGCCUACGAGUCUUUCUCUAUAGGCACCUCUGUCCUGCAAGUCACAGCUUUAGACAAAGACAAUGGGAUUAAUGGGCAACUUACAUACAGCAUAGAAGCAGGUAACACAGGUGGUGUGUUCAGCAUAGAUAAUAGCACAGGUGUAAUAUUCACUGCCCGGCAGUUGGACCUCUCCUGCGUUGGCUUCUACACCCUCACUGUGCGGGUCACUGACAGUGGAUUUCCUCCCCUAAUGGCAACAGCCACAGUCCGCAUCGCUCUGUCCCUCUCUGAAUUCUCCACACCCAAGUUCACACAGAGGGAGUACCAAGCUGAGAUCAUGGAGAACAGCACCACUGGAACUCAUGUGACCACCGUGAGUGCUAUAAGCCGCUCUUCUCUUAUUUAUGACCUUGGCCGAGGCAAUGAAGAUAACUGCUUUGACAUCAACCAUCACACCGGUGUAAUCAUGACUCGCAAACUACUUGACUUUGAGGUUCGUAAAAUGGACUUGAUUUUAUUCACCUUGAGUGCUAAAGCCACUUUAUACUAAUGGCAAUUUUGUUGUUUUUGGCAGCAAACAGCCUCUUACGUCCUGGUGGUGAAUGCUUUGAGUAUGUCUGGAGUAGAAGCCAGCACUUCAGUCCUUGUCCAGGUUGGAGAUGUCAAUGACAGCCCCCCUGUAUUUCAAAAACUCAGGUAUGUUGGUGUAAUCAGCGAAGCAGCGCCAGUCAACAGCGUUGUUCUGGGAGAGGAUGGUACACCUUUAGUCAUCCAGGCGAUUGACAAGGAUCGUAAUCACAACGCCUUGUUAGUGUUCCAGAUUAUAGAUGAGACCGCGCGCAUGUUUUUCAGUGUGGACUCUGGGACUGGCUCGAUCCGGACAAUUGCUAAUUUGGACUAUGAGACUUUCUCUGAUUUUAUGUUUCGGGUCCACGUCAGAGACAGCGGCCAACCUCCUCGAAGCGCUGACAGUCCAGCCGAAGUGAUUAUAAAAGUGAUCAACAUCAACGAUUCACCUCCAAAGUUCACUCAGGACACGUAUGAGGCUGUCCUCCUUUUGCCGACUUAUUUGGGCGUUGACGUUUUGCGGGUUGAGGCUUUUGACCCUGAUUUGACCUCUGAACCUGAUAGCUCCAUGACAUCACAACUAAUCUAUUCUCUGGUGGAUGCCGAAUAUUUCUACAUUGAACGCUACACUGGCAUUGUGACUGUCGUAAAUCCAAACCUCAAUAAAGAGCGCUACCGUUUCAAUGUAAAGGUUUGGGAUGGACGUUUUUCCAGCAUGGCGUUGGUGACAGUGCUGGUUCGUGAAGCUCUGGACAGUGGCCUUCUCUUUACUUUCCCGGUCUAUUCCGCCUCAGUUCGCGAGAACUCGGCUAACAUUAGUAUGCUAACUGUGGUAAAUACAGUCGGCCAUCGUCUUAAUGAGCCCCUGAGGUACUCGCUGCUGAACCCCAGUGGGCGAUUUGAGAUCCGUCCCACCUGUGGAGUUCUGUUGACCACAGGGAAGCCUUUUGACAGAGAGGAAACUCCAACAUACACACUGGUGGUGGAGGUGCGAAGAGAGGAGGAGGUACUGAGAGUAGCCAGAGUCAACGUGCAAGUACAAGUGGAGGAUAUGAAUGAUAAUGCCCCUGUGUUUAUGAACCUCCCAUACUACGCUACCGUCCAAGUGGAAGCUGAACCCGGAUCUGCCAUCUUCACUGUGUCUGCCUCAGAUUUAGACAGUGGAGUCAAUGGAGACAUUAUCUAUAGCCUAAAGGAGCAACACAGAAACUUCCAGGUGAAUCCAGUUACUGGCGAGCUGACUCUACAGCGGGCUUUUGAAUCAGAUCUCUCGAAUGCAGCACAUAAACUAACCAUUGUGGCCACUGACAGAGGAUUCCCAUCUCUAUCCAGUGAGGUUGAAGUCCCUGUGAAUGUAGUGAACAAAGCUAUGCCAGUUUUCGACAAGUCCUUUUAUGGAGUCACUGUUCGAGAAGAUGUUUCUAUCUCCACCUCUGUCCUGCGCAUCAAUGCCACCACUCCUGAGGGCCAAAGUGUCAUCUUCACUAUCACCGAUGGGGACCCUUCACUGCAGUUUGACAUUGGGUUCGAUACUGGAGUAAUCUCUGUUAUCUACCCAUUAGACUAUGAGACCACCCAGUAUUACAGGCUGACAGUGAAGGCAACAGACACACUCACUGGUUCCAAGGCUGAUGUGGAUGUAGACAUAGUGGUGCUAGAUGUGAACGACAAUCCGCCAUUGUUCCAGAAUAAUUCCUACUCUGGUGUCCUGUCGGAAAAUGUCAUGAUUGGGACCACAGUUUUGCAGGUGUUCGCAGUAGAUCAAGACACAGAGAAGAAUGCCUUAGUGAGAUACCAAAUCCUAUCAGACAUUUACAAUAGUUCAGACUACUUCCAGAUUGACAGCAGCAGUGGCAUUGUAUACACCGCCCGUCUUCUUGACUACGAACUCAUCCAGAGAUACAACUUUAUCAUCCGGGCAACAGAUAGUGGAGACCCACCCCUCAGCAGCGAUGUCAGCAUCACAGUGACUGUAACAGACACCAAUGACAACCCUCCCAACUUCAGCCAAACUGUGUACGAUGCUUUUGUGAGUGAGCUGGCACCCAGGGGACACUUUGUGACCUGUGUGCAGGCCUCAGACGCAGACAUUUGUGAUGCAAAUAAGCUCAGGUACAGCAUCCUCUCUGGAAAUGAGCGCAUGACUUUUAUGAUGAAGCCAGAUACAGGAGUGCUUACUCUGUCUAACAAGAGGAGACAAGGCAUGAAACUGUCCUAUCAGCUCAAUGUGUCCGUGUCAGAUGGAGUCUUCACGAACACGGCUCAGGUUAUCGUCCGUGUUUUGGGAGCUAACUUGUACAGUCCUGUUUUUAGCCAGCGGUUCUAUCUAGCUGAGGUCAGUGAAAACGCACCUCCAGGGUCAAGGGUCAUCCAGGUCCUGGCUACUGAUGAGGACUCAGGAUUAUAUGGUCAGAUCACAUACUCCUUUGUGAAUGACCUGGGAAAAACUCAGUUCACUAUUGAUGCCGAUGGAGUUAUUUCAUCCAGUCAGAAGCUAGACAGAGAAAACCCCCUGAAUAAAGAUAUGGUGCUGACCGUGAUGGCCCUGGAUGGAGGAGGCCGUGCCUCUUUCUGCACAGUCAGGGUGGUCCUCACUGAUGAGAAUGACAAUGCCCCUCGGUUUAGGGCAGUGGAGUACAGGAUGAGCAUUAAAGCUAACGUGGCUAAAGGAUCCCUGGUCACUCAGAUCCAGGCCACAGACCCGGACGCUGGCUCUAAUGGGCGCAUCACCUACUCCCUGUACAGUGAGGCGCGGCUCUCGCUAGUCGAUGUGCUGGAGGUGGAGGCGGACAGUGGAUGGAUGAUGACCAAGAGCACUGUGGACCAUCUACAGGGGACUGUCCUGUCUUUUUUUGUCAAAGCUACAGAUGGUGGCUCUCCCCCAAAGCAUUCUCUGGUCUCUGCCUUCAUCCACGUGGUCCCACCAGAUGCUUUUGUCCCUUCCUUCAGCCAACCACAGUACUCCUUCACCAUCCCAGAGGACACCUCCACUGGGACAGCAUUGGGGUCGGUGUACAUGGGCGCGGGACAGACUGGGUCCUUCACUGCCAUAGCCGGAGAGACAAAGGACAGUAACCUGGAAGGGACAUUUUUAGUGGAGAAGGAGACUGGAUUGAUUCGACUGGUUCUGCCUCUUGAUUAUGAAGAGGUCAGCAACUUUAGAUUCAAGGUUUCUGCGACGACCAGAAGAGAUCUAAUAGAGGCUGUGUCUACUGUGGAUGUGGAGGUGAAGAUACUUGACGUCAAUGACAACAAACCCAUUUUUGAAACCAACCCGUACGUCGCCACUGUAAUGGAGGGCAUGCCUGUUGGGACCAGAGUGGUGCAAGUACGAGCGCUUGAUCCAGACUGGGGCUCCAAUGGACAGGUGACGUACAGCAUUGGGGCUAUGUUAACCAAUUCAGAGUUAACAAAGGAAACUCGCCCGUUCACCAGCACAGACAGAAAAGCCUCAUUUGCCAUUGACAGUAAGACAGGCUGGAUCACCACACUGAGCCAAAUGGACCAUGAAUUUUGUUCCAGCUAUAGUUUUGAAGUUGUAGCCUCAGAUUUGGGAGAAGCGCAGUCACUAUCCUCUACAACUAUCGUAACCAUCACUGUGUCGGACGUCAAUGAUAACCCGCCCCAGUUUGAGCGUGAAUUGUACCGAGGCGCAGUGAAGGAGAGUGACCCGCUGGGGGAGGUGGUGGCUGUCCUCAAAACCAGAGAUCGUGACGGGACGGACCAAAACCGAAUGGUCAGCUUCUACAUCACCGGGGGAAACUUGCGAGGCGUGUUUGGUUUGGCUUUAGUUCAGGGCGAGUGGAAGGUGUAUGUUAGCGGGAUCCUGGACCGGGAGCAGCAAGACGUGUACCUGCUCAACAUCACUGCGAGCGACGGUCUCUAUGUGGCUCGCACCGCUGUGGAAGUCACUGUCAUGGAUGCCAAUGACAACAGCCCCAUCUGCAACCAGGCGGUCUACACUGCGUCUUUUCCCGAGGACAUUCCUACUAACAAAGGAAUACUGACGGUUGGAGCCACAGAUGCCGACUCAGGGUCAAGUGCAGAGAUCCAAUAUUCACUGUUUGGUAUUGGUGUGGAGGAUUUCUACAUGGAUGCAAACACAGGUGAGCUCCGUACGGCCACCACAAUGGAUCGUGAGGUGACACCCAGCUACCGUCUCAUCGCCCAGGCAACAGAUGGCGGAGGCCUGUUUUGCCGCUCUGACAUUUCCCUGAAGGUGUUGGAUGUGAAUGACAAUGCACCGUCUUUCUCCUCCUCUCAUUACAUGUCGAGCGUGUACGAGAGUGCCGUGCCCAGAGCUUUGCUCACACGCCUCCAAGCCAGUGACCCGGACGAAGGCUUCAACCGCACAAUCGUUUACUCCUUGGUGGAUUCUGUCAGUGGAUUCUUCUCCAUUGACCCUAUUUCUGGAGUUGUCGUUCUUGAGAGACCUCUAGACAGAGAAAGCCGUGACUCUUACCAUAUCCGAGUUCAAGCAAAUGACCAGGCAGGACAACAGGGGGCGCUGUCCUCUCAGGUGGAUUUGACCAUUUUAGUGCUGGACGUGAAUGACAAUGCACCGGUCUUUCAGAGGAGGGAUUAUUCAGUCACAGUUCCUGAAGAUGUUGCCGUGGGGACAGAGGUGACACGUGUCCUAGCGACCAGUGUGGACAUCGGGCCAAACGCAGAGAUCACAUAUAGCAUACGGUCCGGCAAUGAGCUGGGCAAGUUUGCCAUAGACAGAAUACUGGGCUCCAUUUCUGUGGCUGACGACUUGGAUUUCGAGGUGUGUAAGGAUUUCUACCUGACAGUGGAGGCCUGGGACAAGGGGAACCCCCCUCUGAGCACGGCCAUCAUGGUCACCAUCGAACUUAUGGAUGUCAACGACAACGCUCCCGCUUUCAGUCAGGACAUAUACAACGUCCUAGUCAGUGAGGACGCAGCUGUUGGACAAACGGUCACCAGGUUGUUGGCCGAAGAUCUGGACAGUCAGGUUAACGGUCGAAUCACCUACUCCAUAAUGAAAGGAGACCGGAGUAACCACUUCUGGAUUGACCCCGUGACGGGCCUCCUCAAAGUCAAUAAGCGCCUUGACAGAGAACUAGUGCCCCGGUACACUCUGUCUGUGCAGGCCUUUGACAGCGGCUCCCCUGCCAUGUCGUCCACUGUCACAAUUAAUAUUGAUAUUGCAGAUGUAAAUGACAACGCUCCAGUUUUCAUGCCUCCCAACUCAACAGCUAUUAUACAGUUAAACCAACCCGCAGGUUCUGUUCUCCAGACUGUGUCCGUCAGUGAUAAGGACACAGCCAGGAACGGCCCUCCUUUUGAGUUCCGCAUUGUUUCUGGGAACGAGGGCAACUUCUUCACAUUAGAUCAGAGUGGCACCCUGAGGUCCAGCCGUGUGCUUGGUCCUGAUUCACCAAGAGAAUUCAUCUUAGAAAUACAGGCAAGUGAUUCCGGUAAGCCUCCCCUUACUACCUCGUCCUGGCUCUUCUUAAGGGUCAUUGGAAACAGCCAGUACAAGCCCGCUGUCUCGCCCCUCGAAAUCUUUAUUGUGAUGAUGACUGAUACAUUUCAAGGUGGUCCCAUCGGUCAGAUCUACGCCACAGACCGAGACCCUAAUGAUGUCCUGUCUUUUACCCAGAAGUCUCCUCCAAAAAGCAUGUUCAGCAUAAAUAGACAAGACGGCAGCAUCAUAGCACUACCGGGAGUAGAGCCGGGCAGGUACCAGAUGAAUGCCACAGUGAGUGACGGUCGGUUCGCUGUGAUCGCUGACGUAUCAGUGGUGGUGGAGCAGAUCACAGAUGUGUUGUUACGCAGUGCAUUGACCCUGCGCUUUAGGACUCUGUCCCCGGAGGACUUACUCGGCCGCUACCUGGGCCAGAUAAAAUUAAUGUUGCGUGGGAUAACCGGCUGGAAGUGGUCGCCGGGACAACCAGACCCCCUGCACAUUCUGAGUAUACAGCCCGUGAUUGGGACGCCUGAUGUGGAUCUGCUUUGGUCCUUGGAAAGACCAGAAACAGCAGGUAGCAGUGGAUUUUUCACACAACCGGAGAUGUCUGUAAAGCUGGAGGAAGCAUCUUUGAAAGGGCAGAUCAGAGGAGUGCUGUCCGGAGCUGUGCUUUUGAGCAAUGCUUGUUCAGGAGAUCUGGACUGUAGAGACCAAGUGUGUGAGUCAAGUCUAGUGAUGGAUGGGUCGUCUCUGGUGACCUACAACACAGAGAGGGUCAGCCUGGUGGCACCAAGAUUUGGACGAACCGAGAUAUGCACCUGUCCUGGGAUGUGUCGCACUCCAGUAGAACUCUGUGAUGGCCAGUCCUGUCCUUCAGACAUGCAGUGUGUGCGCUCUGGUCCUACAGCACCAUCUGUCUGCCAGUGUCUCACUGAAAGACUGGACAACUGUGCAGGUCAAACCUCCUUAAGUUUUUCUGGAAACAGUUACAUCAAGUAUAGAGUGACGGAGAGCGGUCAGAGCGGUGAAAUGAAACUUGGUCUGAGGAUACGGACCCUUCAGAGACGAGGGGUGAUCAUGUUCACACGGGUUAAUCCCUGUACAAUGCUUAAGAUUGAGGGGGGUCGCUUGUGGUUCCAGUUGGAUUGUGACAACACUCUAGGCAUUAUGGGUAUUUCCGGACGGCCCAUAAAUGAUGGUCUGUGGCACACUGUAUCGCUUGAGUUGACCAGGAACUACACACUCCUGUCUUUAGAUGACAGCUACGUGGAGCGGCGGCGAGCUGCCAGAGCUCCUGUCCGCCUCUGGCCUUUGGCUCCAGACUCCUCCUUCUUUUUCGGGGCCCAAGUAAGACCCCCAAACAGUUUAGGGGAGAGGCCAAGUCCUGGACCAAGCAGGGGUCAGGGAGAACUUGGCGAUCGUGUGACAAGGGCUCCACCUAGAGCCCAAGAUGGUUUUCAGGGCUGCCUUGGUUCACUGACGCUGAACGGGAACGAGUUGCCACUACAGAACAAGAGGAGCAGAUACGCAGAGAUAGCCGGAGUGAGCGAGGUCAAACUGGGAUGUGUGCUGUACCCGGACCCCUGCGUUAGUCAGCCCUGCCUCAACGGCGCCAUCUGCAAUAGUCUGCCCUCUGGAGGCUUCAUGUGCAGUUGCAGUGCAGGCUUCACUGGGGGACGCUGUGAAGUUGAGCUAACAUCUUGCAUGCCAAGCCCAUGCCAGAACGGCGGUGACUGUAAGCCUUUGGGCAACACAUUCUUCUGCUCUUGUCCCAAAGGACUGGGGGGUCUUAUAUGUAAUGAAGAUAUUGAUGAAUGUGAUGAAGAGGAGUGCAGUGAUAAUGGAGAGUGCAUCAACACUUUUGGCUCGUUUUUCUGUAACUGCUCCGAGGGCUUUGAGGGCGAGCUCUGCAGCGAUGAGGCACCUGGAGAGCUGCUGGACGACACACAGGCCGAGCCUCUGUCGUAUGUAGGACCAGGAGAGAUCAUUGGUAUCGGAGUGCUCGCUUUUGUCAUCCUCCUCCUCCUCGUUCUCUUUGUCAUAUUUCGCAAAAAAAUCAAAUUUAGGAAAGACUCUAACUCCGGACCUUCUCAGACCAUUUUGGGGGUCUCUGCCGUCUCAACAGAAACAAGCUACAUGCUGCACAAGACUGGGGUGGGCGCAGAGGGCAUUGAGUUUAAAGCAGUGCGCGUGUCUGGCUCUCCUGGGACAAGUACAUAUGGAGAGGUGGGAGGAAGCACAGGCGGUCCUCCUCAGGUCAUGGUUCGCCCCAAUGCCCACUCACCUCUACCUGGAGCUUUGGGUGGCCCCACCCUGAGAGGAGAUAAGACUGCACCAAGUGACAGCAGUCAGAUGAGCAGUUUCCUGUCUGACAUGUCUAACAUCAGCAGAGGGGCAAACAGACGGGGGAUCGCAGUCUGCAGUGUUGCCCCAAACCUGCCACAGUCUUCCCAACGCUGCCCGGAGCUCAGCCCAGUGCAUAAGGUGUCCUGGGAAGUACCACCGCCCAGACAGGACAGUCCAGACUCUGACCCUCCCAACAGAGACCACAGAGAGGAGCAGUGGAGCCACAGAGCGUUUGAGAUGGAGCGAACGCACAGGGACACCAGUCCACAAGAUGUGCCAGAGUUGCUGAGAGAAGGGACCUGUCUCUCAGACUCCACCUCAGAGGACCACUCACUCAGUUCAUACACUUCAGAAUCCUUUGAUGACAACGCCUCCAUUGUAACUGUCAUACGUCUUGUCAAUGAUGCAGUCAACAAUAUCGAAAAUGAAGUGUCAAACAUGGACAAAGAACCGCGGCGGAACAGCCCUGCUUCGCAAUGGGAGUCAUCCAGCCAGUCUGCAAGUUGGCUGUCACCCUCACGUCUGCGCCCGCCUGAAAUGGGGUCCCACUAUGACCCAGAGGACACCCAACAAACUAUCAGGAGAGGGGGCAGUACAAGGUCCCUACAACUGGAUUAUAGAGUCAUGAGUGUUGGCUGCAGUGGAGAUAGAGGAAGAGCGAGAGGAAGUGAGACAACAAGAAGUAAGCGGCUGUUCCAGUGGGAGAGGAACCAGUCGGGGGAAUGGGAGCGAAGGCGAGUGCUGGACCAUGAGACAAACAAAGAACAUGACAGAGACAUGUGCAAUGACUCUCCUGUAUAUGAAGAAUACAGAGAAACCAAACCAGGAGAGCAAGACACUGAGGGCCUGUACGACACUUUACCACCAACGCGUCCCGCCUACGAGGGGUACCCAUCCAGCCCACCAGGCCUCAACCUUCACCCCGCCCAGCUCCUACCCCCACUGCGCGCCUGGGAGCUACAGACUGGGGAGUGGAGGCGGAGCUCACAGGAGGAGCAUGUGGAGGUGACUGCUGCCACACUGUCCGGACCGGGGGACGAAUUAGAAAGGCUUUUGAACCUGGUGUCCUUACGAGCCAGGAGGGCCACCCGAAUAAACCGCACCUCUACGGGGUCAGAGCCAACCAGUGGAUGGGACUCCUACCACUGAGCGCCUCUGUGAUAUAAGACUUUAAUUAUUCCUAUGAAAUAAUAUAGGCGGUGACCCAAAAUUGAUUACACUUGACAUUAAUCAAACACCACUAUGUGAAAAAUGAUUAAAAUAUUUCCAUAGUCAAUUUUCAUUAUGUGUAAUUAUCCCACUUUAAUCAAGCACUAAUCCACUGCAGAUCCAGGCCGAGGACAAUAAGCUGCAAUAGAUGCUAUCAA